AUGCUGCCAUAUCUGAGAUCCGUCGUCGCUCAGGUACACCGAAAAUCGUUACCGAUCGGGCCUCGCCGUAGUUUCUCUUCAGAUCCUAGCAUAGGAAACGCGCCGAAGGUAGGAGCAGGAGAAGGUGUAAGUGGGUAUUUCGGAUUUAAGAUAGGUGGGAUGAUAUUGGGCGAUGUUGUAGCGGAUCUUAUGGAGAAGGAAGAAAAGGCAAAACAGGACUUCGCGGAAGAUGCAGAGAUAUUUGCCUUUUAUAUGGGAAGAAAGGUUUAG
Microthlaspi erraticum is the source of this 270-nucleotide messenger RNA. The record is from the annotation of a GenBank genome assembly. NCBI's taxonomy places the organism in Eukaryota, Viridiplantae, Streptophyta, Magnoliopsida, Brassicales, Brassicaceae.